Molecule: messenger RNA, 2007 nt
Organism: Diabrotica balteata
Lineage: Eukaryota; Metazoa; Arthropoda; Insecta; Coleoptera; Chrysomelidae
Source: the annotation of a GenBank genome assembly
GUUUACCUUAACAGAUCAUAUUCAAAUAAAAAUCGUCAGUGGAUAACAGUGUUAACUAAAAUGGAAGAAGAUCAAAUUGAAAAGCCUCAAACUGAAAUAUUAUUUCGACAAUGUUCAAUAGAAACGCCGCUUACACCUUCCAGAUAUUCUCCAGAGGAUGAGUUUUUUGAGGAAUCCAAGGAUGUGCCUAAAAUCGUCGACUGUAAGAAAAAAUCUCAGAUGUCAAUGCCAGACAAACCUGUUCCCAAUACGAAACCUCAAAUUUCUCCUAGGUUAAAAUCUAGAUCUCCGGUAUUCGAGAAUAGGGAAGUAAAUAAUACAGAAAUGAUGACAACAGAACAUCAAAUGCGUGCGCCUUUAAAACCUCUGGUAUCACCUAAGCCUAAACCUAAUAGUAUGUCGCCUAUGUUUGAAAACGUUAAGAUGAGUGAUAGUGAUGAAGGAAAUAUUUCUCCUACGGCAAGUAAACAGUUUAGAAACAAACUUGAACAUAUUUAUAACAGUGGAGAAAACCAUAAAACCCCUUCACCACGUACUAGUGUUUACGAUAAUAAUACUAAUGAAAGUCACGAUAUUCUAAGAAAAAGUUCGGUUUCCAGUUUACGAGAAGAGUUGAGUAAGAAACUUGAGAUUGGUUUUAAAAAAGAUGUAGUACUACAUGAUCCUCCUUCCAAUGAUUCUAGAAAUAGUAGUGAUGCAUGGGAAAAUGAUGGCCAUAUGGGUAAAGAAACUAUGAUGACAGAAAUAAAGGAGGAGGAAGAACGAUCAGUUGGUCUACUAAAAGCCUUGCACAGAAAGAAGGAUAGAGAACAAGACAAGGACGGAGACAACACAGUAGGUGGAGCCUCCCAACGAAACGAAGACAUGGCUACUUUAAGACCAAAAUCUCCUCGCCCAGUUCCAUUAAAAGGCGAGAAAGAAGAAACUAUAUGGGAUAAACUUGGUACUUUAGGUCGUAAAAAACGAAUUAAAGAAGUUCAAGAAGUACAAGCAGAAGGGAAACAUGCUAUCGAUUCUCCAGGUUGUCCUACUGCUCCUAUUAUACCCCCAGAAGACUAUAACCUUGAAGAUAAUGAAGAAAGAUGUAUGAUAGACCCUCGAGCAUAUGAUGACCCUAAAUUUUAUGACUUACUUAAUGUUUUAAAAGAAUGGAUAAAUGAUGAACUUGCUUCCCAAAGAAUUAUUGUUCAGGAUCUAUCUGAAGACUUGUAUGAUGGACAAGUACUACAAAAAUUACUCGAAAAGCUUACAGGGGAUAAAUUUGAUGUCCCUGAAGUCACUCAAUCUGAAGAAGGACAAAAGCAAAAACUAAUGGUAGUUUUGGAUCAUUUUAAUAAGGUUUUGGGAAUCCAAAGGUUAUCUCAUAACAAAUGGAAUGUAGAAUCAAUUCACUCGAAGAACAUAGUAGCUAUAACACAUCUAUUGGUAGCUCUAGCAAGGCAUUUUAGACCUCCAGUAAGGCUUCCAGAACAUGUUUCAGUUGAAGUUGUGGUAGUUCAGAAAGCUAGUGGCAGAUUGGUGCACAAGACAGUGAGAGAAAGUUUGACAAAAGCUUAUGAUGAUGUUGGUAUGAGAUGUGAGAGAGAUGCCUUUGAUACACUCUUUGAUCAUGCACCUGAUAAACUACAAGUUGUGAAAAAGUCGUUGGUAACUUUUGUGAACAAACAUCUGAACAAAAUGAACUUUGAAGUUACUGAAAUAGAGAGCCAAUUCCAUGAUGGUGUCUACUUGAUCAUGCUUAUGGGACUUUUAGAAGGUUUCUUUGUUCCUCAUUACAGUUUCCAUCUGACUCCCCACGAGUUUGAACAGAAAGUACAUAAUGUUAAUUUUGCCUUUGAACUUAUGGAGGAAGUUGGCUUGCAGAAACCAAAAGCUAGACCAGAAGAUGUCGUUAAUAUGGAUCUGAAAUCAACACUCCGUGUGCUGUACAACAUAUUUUUACGGUAUAGAACGAUAAUAUAGACGAGAAUCGAAAUAUUUAGUGCCUUAUACUGCCUCUAAAACUUA